AUGGCUGAUACGAAAGAUCAAAUCACUGUUCAGGCAUCGCCCGCAGAGCCUAGCGGUCGACCUGUUUCGUCUGAUUCCAAGCAGGGCCCUUCGGUGGCCGUUACGACUAACGCGCCAGAAGAGACGCCUGGAUCAGAAGUCGCUGCAGACCAGGUGGAUAAGAAGAAGGGGUUCUGGGCAUACUUUACGACCAAGGAGUUCUAUAUCACUCUGCUGCUUGGACAAAUCCUGGCAAUCGCCAACACCGGUACCAGCACUAUCACCACUCUUCUAGGAAACGAGGAUACCUCGAUCCCAGCCUUCCAGACCUUCUUCAAUUAUGUUUUGUUGAACCUCAUCUUCACGCCUUACACGAUUUACAAAUAUGGCUUCAAGCGCUGGCUUCGCUUGGUCCUUCAUGACGGCUGGAAAUAUAUAAUUCUCGCCUUCUGCGAUGUAGAAGGCAACUACUUUAUCGUCCUGGCCUACCGUUACACAACGAUCCUCAGCGCCCAACUAAUCAACUUCUGGGCCAUCGUCAUCGUCGUCGUCGUCUCCUUCCUCUUCCUCAAAGUCCGAUACCACAUCACCCAAGUCCUCGGUAUCCUCAUCUGCAUCGGCGGCAUGGGCCUCCUCAUCGCAUCGGACCACAUCACCGGCACCAACGGCGGCGACAUCAGCAACGGCAACCAACUGAAAGGCGACCUCUUCGCCCUCCUCGGCGCAACCUUCUACGGCCUCACCAACACAGCCGAGGAAUACUUCGUCAGCACCCGCCCCGUCUACGAAGUCCUCGGCCAAAUGUCCUUCUUCGCCAUGAUCAUCAACGGCGCCCAAGCUGGCAUCUUCGACCGCGCCUCCUUCCGCACCGCUCACUGGAACUCAACAGUAGGCGGCUACCUCACCGGCUACACCCUCCUCCUCACUUUCUUCUACUGCAUGGCCCCGCUCAUGUUCCGUCUCUCCUCCGCCGCCUUCUUCAACAUCUCCCUCCUCACCAUGAACUUCUGGGGCGUCAUCAUCGGUAUCGAGGUCUUCCACUACACCAUUCACUGGAUGUACCCCAUCGCUUUUGUCCUCAUCAUCAUCGGCCAGCUCAUCUACUACCUCGGCCGUCGUGUCCUCGGCGAAGCAAGGAAGCCGUGGCUCGGUCGGAACCAGGAACGCGGUGUCUCGGGUCUCUUCACCGCGAAGAGAAAAAUCGAUACCACCCCUGACGCUCCUGCAGAUACUGCUGCUGCUACCGCGUCCGGAGUAGAUAGUAACUCCGACGAGAGACAUUCGAAUGCAGUUUAG
Messenger RNA from Aspergillus wentii DTO 134E9, 1275 nucleotides. RefSeq names its product DUF914 domain membrane protein. The record is from RefSeq and is a predicted model, not a curated record. The transcript has 3 exons. Gene Ontology annotation, biological process: transmembrane transport. Gene Ontology annotation, cellular component: membrane. Bases 1 to 1275 code for a protein of 424 amino acids. Lineage: Eukaryota; Fungi; Ascomycota; Eurotiomycetes; Eurotiales; Aspergillaceae. Gene Ontology annotation, molecular function: transmembrane transporter activity.